GCCAUGGCUUCCCGGGCGGCGGGAGCCGCUCCCGCAGGGGCCGGCGGGCCGCCCGCCGAGGAGGAGAUGCCCGAGCUGUCCGACGGCGAGGAGGCCUGGGAGGAGGAGGAGGAGGAGGAAGGCGCCGCCGAGGGCCUGCGGACCCGCUGCCUCUUCUGCGACAGGUUGUUUAGUUCUGCUGAAGGUGUAUUCUCCCACUGCAAGGCAGAGCAUCAGUUUAAUGUUUGUGAUGUGAUCAAGAAACACGGACUUGAUUUUUAUGGAUACAUUAAACUAAUAAACUUUGUUAGAUUAAAGAAACCAACAGGAGCAUAUUUGAGUUGUCUCAACAGCCCGCUGCCUUGGGAAGGAGAGGAGUAUUUGAAACCAGAGCUAGAAGAUGACCUCCUACUUCAGUUUGAUAUAGAAGAUCUUUGUGAACCUGUGAAUGUUUUGCCUUCUAAUGGUUUAAGUGAUACCCUGGUGCUCCUUGAACAAUUAAAACGUGCAGAACACAGAGCAAGACUUGCAGAAGCAGCCUUGGCUAGAGCACAAGAUGAUCUUCAAAAAAUGAAACAAUUUGCACAGGAUUUUGUGAUGAACGCAGAUGUCGGGAGCAGCUCGUCAUCCAGCGCCAUUGCAGACCUUCACGAGGAUGAGGAUGGUGUUUACUUCAGCUCCUAUGGGCAUUAUGGGAUACACGAAGAGAUGCUAAAGGAUAAAGUGCGUACAGAAAGCUAUCGUGACUUCAUGUAUCAAAACCCACAUAUCUUCAAGGACAAGGUGGUUUUGGACGUUGGCUGUGGAACUGGAAUACUCUCUAUGUUUGCUGCCAAAGCAGGCGCGAAGAAAGUGAUUGGAGUCGACCAAUCUGAAAUCGUCUAUCAGGCCAUGGACAUCAUUAGGUUAAAUAAACUUGAAAAUAUCAUUACAUUAGUCAAAGGAAGAAUUGAAGAGGUAGAUCUGCCCGUGGAAAAAGUGGAUGUAAUUAUAUCUGAAUGGAUGGGUUAUUUCCUUCUCUUUGAGUCAAUGCUGGAUUCGGUCAUCUAUGCAAAGGACAAGUACCUGGCAGAGGGAGGCUCAGUUUAUCCUGAUAUUUGCACCAUUAGCCUAGUAGCUGUUGGGGAUAUGAAUAAACAUGUGGACAAACUACUUUUCUGGGACGAUGUAUAUGGCUUUGACAUGUCUUGCAUGAAGAAGGCUGUAAUUCCAGAAGCUGUUGUGGAGGUGCUGGAUCCAAACACACUGAUAUCCACAGCCAGUGUCAUUAAGCAUAUCGACUGUGAUACUGCAUCCACUCCAGACUUAGAAUUCUCUUCAGAUUUCACCCUGACCAUUACGACGAGCACAAAGUGUACGGCAGUUGCUGGUUAUUUUGAUAUAUUUUUUGAGAAGAACUGUCACAACAAGGUCUUGUUUUCAACUGGUCCCCAGUGUACCAAAACACACUGGAAGCAGACAGUUUUUCUCCUGGAGAAACCAAUUCCUGUAGAAGCAGGAGAAGCCCUGAGAGGAAAGAUAGCGGUCCGCAAAAACAGAAAGGAUCCACGGUCCCUCUUUAUAACCCUUUCAGUGAAGGACACACAGCAGACCUACAGCCUGCAGUGAAA
Haliaeetus leucocephalus (bald eagle) is the source of this 1589-nucleotide messenger RNA. RefSeq names its product protein arginine methyltransferase 3 (gene PRMT3). The transcript is spliced from 16 exons. Gene Ontology annotation, molecular function: protein-arginine N-methyltransferase activity. The coding region runs from base 4 to 1587 and encodes 527 amino acids. The record is from RefSeq and is a predicted model, not a curated record. NCBI's taxonomy places the organism in Eukaryota, Metazoa, Chordata, Aves, Accipitriformes, Accipitridae. Gene Ontology annotation, cellular component: nucleus. Gene Ontology annotation, biological process: peptidyl-arginine methylation.